Messenger RNA from Lepisosteus oculatus (spotted gar), 19289 nucleotides. The record is from RefSeq and is a predicted model, not a curated record. Lineage: Eukaryota; Metazoa; Chordata; Actinopteri; Semionotiformes; Lepisosteidae.
AGGACUGUAAAAACAUCACCUCCAGCAUUGUCAUCAGUAUUUAGUAAAUAUUGCUACAGUAUAUUAAAAGGGACAUUUUCUAUCAAGAAUGAUUUGGAUCCUUCUGGGGAAAGGUGCUCUGCUAUUACUUUAUACCAUUACCAUUUUCAUCUCUUCCUAUCCUGUCAACUGCCAGGGCCAUUUCCCCAGGCUUGAAAAUAUAGGGGCUUUUAAAAAUGUCACCAUUGUGCCAUCACAAUCAACAUGUGGCAUACCAGAAAGGAAUGCCUUCUGUCAAAAAGCUGUGACAAAGGACAGCCUGCUUACUUGCACCCAGCAAUUUUGCAUUCAAGAAUGUGCCUAUAGAUCAUCUACUCCCUCCUAUGUAAACCUUUUUUCUGCAGGACUUGGGAUAUGUGUGACAGAAGACAAAAACAUUUUACGCCCAGGGUCACAGAGUGACUCAACAAGCUUUCUUUUUCGGAACCAAAGAGAUUGUUUUACUUCCCCUCCUCUGCAAGACCUUCGAUCUACUGGUCUAUUUACCUUAGCAGUGUGGUUGAAACCCGAGCAAGGCACUGUAAUGACUAUAAUUGAAAAAAGUGUAAGCAGCAUGUUAGUGUUUAUGCUGACUAUCUCAGAAGAAGAAACCCAGUUGCACUAUGGUGUACCAAAUGACAAGGAGUAUUCAGUGAGAGUAAAGACGCUGGGACGUACAUCUCCUGGUCAGUGGAUCCAUUUGGCUGUACAGGUCCAUAGUACAAGAGUCACUUUCUUCCUUAAUGGCUUAGAAGAAGACAACACUGCUUUUGAUACGAAAUUAUUGGCCAGCCCUAUUAUGAAUGUAAAAAAUAAUGCCAUUAUGCGAAUUGGACAGAGUUUAAAUGGGACGAAUCAAUUUAGUGGAUGGAUGCAGGAUUUUCGUUUCUAUCCCACAACUCUGACAAACAGAGAGAUCGUUGAAGUCUUUUCCGGCCAGAUGCCUCAUCUCCACACCCAGACAGAGUGCCGAUGUCCUAGUAGCCACCCACGAGUGCACCCAUUAAUAGAGAGAUACUGCAUCCCCAAUGGUGUUGAGGAUACAACCAAUGACAGGGUUCUUCGACUGAACCUAGAUGCCCAUCCUCUCCAUUAUAUAAAUGACAAUGAUAUCGGCACUUCCUGGAUUUCGGCAGUAUUUUCCAACAUGAGUCAACUGGAGAACGGAGUGACCAUCACCUUUGAUCUUCAGAAUGGACAGUACCAGGUUUUCUAUGUUAUUCUACAAUUUCUCAGCCCACAGCCCGAAGCUGUAAAAAUUCAAAGGAAAAAGAGUAACAGCUCAGAGUGGAUGGACUGGCAAUACCUUGCUAAGAACUGCAGGUUUUUUGGAAUGGAAGAUAAUGGACCUUUGGAAAAACCAGACUCUGUGAACUGUCUUCAGUUUCCAAGCAAUGUCCCCUACUCCCGUGGCAAUGUGACAUUCAGUAUUCUGACACCUGAACCGAACCGUCGUCCAGGAUACAACGAUUUCUACAACACACCAGCACUGCAGGAGUUUGUUAAAGCUUCUCAAAUCAGGAUACAUCUACAGGGCCAGUACCACACCACUCCGACUUCAGUCAACUUCAGGCACAGAUACUAUGGAGUGGAUGAAAUUACCAUUAGUGGGAGGUGUAACUGUCAUGGGCAUGCUGAUCAGUGUGACACAAGCCUUAGCAUCUACCGCUGUUCCUGCCUUCCAGAGAGCCACACCGAGGGAGAUAAUUGUGAACGCUGCAUGCCCCUUUUCAAUGAUAAAUCUUUUCGACCAGGAGACCAACUACAAGCUUAUAAUUGUAAACCAUGCCAGUGCUACAACCAUGCAAACUCUUGCCAUUAUGACCCAUCUGUGGAUGCCUUUGCUGGUGAUCAUUUCCGAGGCGGUGGUGGAGUGUGUGACAGCUGCCAGCAUAACACUACAGGAAGAAACUGUGAUUUGUGCAAGGAUUUUUUCUUCAGGGAAGUCAAUGCCUCUCUUUUUGCGGUGGAUGUGUGCAGACCCUGUGACUGUGAUGAAUCAGGCACCAUUAAUGGCAGUCUGCUCUGCAGUGGGAUUGGAGGGCAGUGUAAGUGUAAGCGACAUGUGUCUGGCAGAGAAUGCAAUCAGUGCCAGCAUGGAUUCUAUAAUCUACAAUCCUUGGACCCUGAUGGCUGCAGCCCUUGUAACUGCAAUACCUCUGGGACUGUCAAAGGAGAUAUUACCUGUCACCAAAAUUCAGGUCAAUGCCAGUGCAAGGCAAAUGUAAUUGGUCUUUUCUGUGAUCGCUGCAAAUAUGGCUUUAAAUUCCUGAAUGCUGCAAAUCACGAUGGAUGUGAACCAUGUAGCUGUAAGAGAAACAGCUCCCUUCACCAAUUUUGCAACCCAUUCAGUGGCCAGUGUGAAUGCAAAUCCAGAGUCAGUGGGCUACAGUGUGACACCUGCACUGAGAACUUCUAUGGAUUGAACACUACUGGAACCUGCUUGCCAUGCAACUGUAAUCCAUUUGGGACUGUUCUUGGUACCAUUUGCAAUCCCUGGACAGGCCAGUGUGUCUGUAAACCCCACGUAGUGGGACGGCAGUGUGAUACCUGCCUGGAUGGCUACCAUAGCUUGCAUCAGGGUGGUUCUUUAGGUUGUUUACCUUGUGACUGUGAAACAAACGGGACAGUUAAUGGGUCUUCUGUUUGUGACAAGUUAAUUGGCCAGUGUCCAUGUAAAACAAGCGUCCAAGGCCUGAGGUGCACCCAGUGUGCUCCACACUCCUAUAAUCUCACUGCUGCCAACCAAGAUGCUGGCUGUCAACAGUGUGAGUGUGAACCCAUGGGGACUGUGGCCAGGACAGUGUGCGACCCAGUAAGUGGACAAUGUGUGUGCCUGCCCACUCGACAAGGUAGAAACUGUAAUGCCUGUAAGUCAGGCUUUUAUCUCUCACAACUCAAUGCAACCAGUUGCCUGCCUUGUAACUGCCAUGCUGUAGGGUCCAUUGGUGUGGACUGCAGUGGUACCACAGGCCAGUGUGUCUGUAGAGAUCCCUCAGUGACAGGACGCAGGUGUGACCGGUGCUUGGAUGAGUACUUUGGCUUCAACCCUGAAAAUGGAAGAUGUGAUAUGUGUGGCUGUGACCGUGCAGGAAGUGUCAAUGGGAGUUGUCACCCACUCUCUGGAAAGUGUUUCUGUAAGCAGUUUGUGACCAGUUCAAAAUGUGAUGUCUGCAUUGCAGGAGCCAGUCAUCUGGAUCCUGGUAACUAUUUGGGAUGUAGUAAAUCUCCAGCUCAACAGCCCCCACCUACAGGGCAAAUCUUAAAUUCUACGGCAAUCGCCCUGUCAUGGAGCCCUCCAGAUUCUCCCAACACCAAUGUUUUAAAAUACAGAUUGUAUAGAGACUCCACAGAGAUUUAUACCACCGAGAUGCAUUACCCAUUUGAUUCCCAGGCCUUCAAUGAUACGAGUUUGUCACCAUACACUGUCUUUUCAUACUAUGUGGAGGCUAGCAAUGUUCAUGGCCAGACAAGAAGUACAUCUGUGAGUUAUAGAACAGAAGCUGGGAUACCCCAGGGAGAGCUCCAUCUCAGCUUGAUUGGUCCAGUAGGACCACAUAGUGCUUUCUUCAACUGGACAGCCAUUGAAAAUACAUCUGGGCCCAUUGAGAAGUACAUGUUGAUGACCACAAAUGUAGGCAGCAAUGAAAACCGUGUUCAUUAUGAGGGUCUUGAGACUCAGGCAGCUGCCACUGGAUUAAUACCCUUCAGCAGGUAUAACUUCACUGUCCAAGCUUGUACUGCUGGUGGUUGUGCAGAGAGCAACCUUGUCUCACUGGUUACAGCCCAGAUUUCACCUGAGUGCCAGGGUCUUCCUAGAAUUACCACCAUAAGUUCCACUGAGCUUCAGGUGGUAUGGGAUCCGCCAGAAGAACCGAAUGGAAUAAUAAUAAGAUAUGAGGUAUACAUGCGUGGGCCAAUAGAGCCUGGUCAAGAGGACAGUCAUCAUGAAAGAAGAGUUUUUUAUGACAGUGGGUGGUUGAACCCACUGCCCAUAGUGAGCUCUGCCAAUGAGAACGCCUUAACUCCUCCACAGAACAGCACCAUAGUGAGGGAUCUGGAACCAUUUUCCACCUAUCAGUUCAGAGUGUAUUCAGUUAACAUGGCAGGAGGAGUCUUCUCUGGAUGGUCCUCUGGAAGAACUGAGGAAGGAGUACCAGUGUACAUGUCACCUCCCACAGUACAGGCACUUUCAUCAUGUUCUCUGAACGUGAGUUGGAUCAAGCCCAAGGACAGUGCUACUAGAGGAAUUGUAACUGAGUACAGGGUCAAUAUCCAUGAAGAGCAGACAUCUAAUCAGUUUGCCCCACCUGUUAUUUCUCAAGUUCUUUAUACGGCUGCAUCACAUGAGUGGAUGUAUAUAGUGAAAGGCCUGAAGCCUUACAGAGUCUACAAUUUCACGAUCACUCUCUGCAAUAGACUUGGAUGUAUUACAAGUCUGGCUGCCUCUGGGCAAACACUAGCCGCUGCUCCAGCAAGAUUAAGUGCUCCUACGUUAAAGGGAUUCAACAUGUCAGUUAUUGAAGUGUCCUGGGACCAACCACAGGAGCUGAAUGGGCCUCACCCACUUUACCAGGUGGAGAGGACGGAUACAUCACUUUCUGACCCUCUUGUUCCUUUCCAAAGAGGAACCAGGUUUCCGGGUCAUGGUUACAUCAGGUUUCCAAGUUCAACUCUUCCAGUCAAUACUUAUUUUACAGGCAUUAAGCUGAGCUUCAGAACGAGAGCAGAAGAUGGGCUGAUUCUAUUGGCUAUAUCUCCUGGUGAACAAGAAGAGUAUGUAGUCUUGCAAAUGCGCAGAGGACGCCCUUUCUUUCUUUUUGAUCCCCAGGCAUCUCCUGUGGCAGUUAGUCCUGAAAAUGAUGAAGGAAAGCUGUAUAAUGACAACCAGUGGCACCAUGUGAUUGCUACAAGAAACAAGGCCGUGGGAACAAUCAUUGUAGACAAUCAAUACAGAGGAUCUGCUUUUGCUACAAGUGGUAACACUAUCAUCGGUGAGAACACUGGAAUCUUUAUUGGUGGUCUUCCACAAGGCUUUCUAAUUUUAAGAGACGAUACAGGACCCACCAAAUUCACAGACAGGAACUUUCUGGGCUGCAUCACCAAUGUGUUCAUUAAAAAGAUGGACUCUCCAGGUGAAGUGUGGGAGCCAUUGGACUGGGAGGGAGCAGAGGAGAUAGGUGGUGUCUAUCACAGCUGGGAAGGCUGCCCUACUCAAACAGUGGAAGGAGCUCAUUUCCUAGGACAAGGAUAUUUGGAACUUUAUCCAUUCGUGUUUGCUGGAAAAGGAGAUUUUGAGAUUUCCUUUGAUUUCAGAACAGACCAGCUGAGUGGCCUGCUGUUGUUUGCAUAUAAUGAAGCAGAACACGGCUAUGUGAUUGUGGAGCUGCAAAGUGGGACUCUGAGCUUCAUCCUUAAGUGGAAUCAUUACUUCACUCAAGUAAACCUGUGGGUUGGUCUGUCUUACUGCGACGGGACCUGGAACACAGUGUUGUUGAGGAAGCAGGGCUCAUCUGUGGAGGCCACCCUGAAUCAGCUUUCAGAGCAAGUAGCAGGGUCUGUGGAAGAGGAACUGAAUUUUAACUCACCCAUAUAUCUUGGAGGACUUCCAGCUGAACUUUACAAUUCCUUCCACAGUCUAGGUCUACAACAUGGUUUCGGUGGUUGUAUAAAGGAUGUUAAAUUCACACGAGGGGCUGUCGUAAACUUGGCGGCUGUGUCCAGCAGUGCUGUCAGAGUCAAUCUGGAUGGAUGCCUGUCAACUGACACCACAGUUAACUGCAGGGGAAAUGACUCCAUUCUGGUGUAUACAGGCAAGGAAAGAAGAGUACAAGACCAGCAUCUGCAGCCAUUCACUGAAUACUUAUACAGGGUCAUUGCCUCAAGUGAAGGUGGUUUGACCUCCAGCCCCUGGGUUCUUGGUCGCACAAGAGAAGCAGUUCCACAAAGUGUGCUGACUCCCUCCAGAGUUAGCAGUGUAAAUGGUUACCGUGCUGAGGUGAGCUGGGACGAGACUGCCGGGGUCAGAGGUGUAAUUGAGAAGUACAUUUUAAAAGCAUACAAUCGGGACAAUCCCAGCAUGCCUCCAAUCACUGCCGAAUUCCCAGGCAGCUAUCACCUGACAGGCAAUUUAACUGGCCUAGCUCCUUUUACAAACUAUAGCAUUACCCUAACAGUGUGCACCCUGGCUGGCUGCUCUGAGAGCUUCCAUGGAAGGAACAUCAGCACUCCACAAGAGGCUCCCAGAGAUGUAAAUCCUCCCAAAGCUGACCCCUAUCCUACUAAUUUGUCUCUCUUCUGGGGUAUUCCAUACCAUCCCAAUGGAAUUAUUACUGAGUAUAUUUUAUAUAAGGAUGGCAGUCUUAUCUAUAGAGGCAACCAGACCAUGUUUAAAGUAACCGGACUGGGUGUGUACACUCCUCACACCUUUGUACUGACAGCCUGCACCAUCGCUGGCUGCUCCAACAGCUCCCAGGUCACCCUAUUCACAGGGCAGUUGCCACCAACCCAUGUGGAUGAGCCCAUUCUCACUGUUCUGGACUCCCGGGGCAUACAUGUGCGAUGGCGAGCACCAAUAGAAACCAAUGGCAUUCUGGAGUACUAUACAUUAUACCUCUCUACCACAGAACAGAAAUUCUCAGUGGUGUACAACAGCUCAGAACUCUUUGAAGAUUACACUGUGCGCCACCUGUUCCCAGGCACCUGGUACUACUUUCAACUUGCUGCAUGCACUGGCGGAGGAUGCAGGCUGAGUAGUCCUAGCAUGGCCAGAACAGAGGAGAGCACACCUGAAAAUGUCCCAGCCCCCAGUGUGCAGUCCUUCUCCUCUGAUUCUUUCAACAUUUCCUGGACAGAGCCGAAGCAGCCCAAUGGUAUCAUCACCAGCUAUGGGCUGUACAUGAAUGGUGUACUAGUACAGAAUUCCACUUCUCUUCAUUUCUCUGUCAGUGCUCUACAAACCUGGAGUCUCCACAGCUUCAGAGUGCAGGCCUGCACUGCUAAAGGCUGUGCCCUAGGUCCCCUGGUGGAAAGCCGAACCUUGGAAGCAGCACCAGUAGGAACAGUGACCCUGGAAGUUACCAGUGAAGGACCUCACUCUGUGAGAGCUAAGUGGAUGAGCCCAGCCAAACCAAACGGUCUUUUAACUUAUACCCUCCUUUUCACUGGCAUCUUCUAUCACCACAAAGCUGAAAACUACUCUUUGAAGACUGAUACCAAAGUUCUGCACAGCAGUGAAGAGGCAGGGGAAUGGGUGUCCAUUGGUGGAUUGGUGUCUUAUUCUAACUACACUAUUCAGGUUAAUGCCUGUAACAGCCAGGGAUGUGUAAUAAGCAGUCCUACAACAAUAACUCUACCUCCUGGCGCUCCAGAUGGUGUGCUGCCUCCUAGGCUGUCAUCUGCCACCCCAACCAGUCUUCAGGUUGUGUGGUCGGCACCAGUUCGCAACAACGCUCCAGGCCUGCCCAGAUACCAACUCCAGAUGAAGGCUGCUCAUUCCACUGGUGACAUUAUACAACUUUUUGACAAUGCAACGACUUCCUUCAGCUACAUAACUGAGGGCCUGGAGCCAUAUACAGCUUACGACUUGAGAUUGAUCAUCUCAAAUGCACAUGGAAAUGGGAUCAGUGAAUGGAUCAGAAUGGUGACAGCAGAGGACAGACCUGGGCCAGUGGACCCACCUGUCAUUUCUGAAGUGCAACCAAAAAGGGCAACGAUCACCUGGCAGCACCCAUCCCAACCCAAUGGUGUCAUCACUCACUAUAACAUCUACCAGAACAGCACUUUGAAGGCUACUGCAGCAGGCAACAGCACCAUGUAUACAGUGGCUCAUUUAGAACCCUUCAAGAAGUACACAUUCAAAGUAGAGUGCUGUACAGCAGCAGGGUGCACACUUUCUUCUGAGUCCCGUGCUGUUUAUACCCCCCCAGCACCUCCUGAAGAUAUUCCUGCUCCACAACUAUUCUCUGACAGCCCCACAUCUGUGCUUUUAUCCUGGGAGCCUCCCCUUCACCCCAAUGGUGAGGUGGAGCAUUACACAGUGGAGAGGAGAGUGAAAGGCACCCAACAGAUAUCUACUGUUGCUACUGUGCUGGCUGAUGAGCCCCUAACUUACCUUGACAAUUCAGUGAGUUUAAGUCCCUGGACAAUGUACGAGUAUCGGAUUGUGGCCUCCACUGUCAAUGGAGGCCUCAACAGUAGUGACUGGAAGGAAGUUACCACAAGACCAUCAAGACCAGCCGGACUGCAGCAACCUAAAGUAUUGGUUUUGGGUCCAGAUGGAAUUGAGGUGACAUGGAGUGCUCCACUAAUUUCAAAUGGGGAAAUCCUUCGCUAUGAAAUACGCCUGCCAGAUCCUCGUAUCUCUAUCACGAACAUCUCAGAGUUGAAUUAUACUGUUACUAAACUGAUUCCAUACAGUAACUACACAGUUACCAUCUUGGCUUGCUCUGGUGGUGGUGGUCACACAGGGGGGUGCACAGAGAGCUUACCUACCUUUGUGACUACAUUACCCUCAAUUCCACAGGGCCUUCACCCCCUGUCGGUUAUUGCUGUUAGUCAGUCAUUUCUUGCUAUUUCCUGGCAAUCACCAUCAAGACCUAAUGGACCAAAUCUAAGAUAUGAACUAUUGAGACGAAAAAUCUACCAACCAUUGGCCUCCCAUCCCCCUGAAGAUUUGAAUCUGUGGUACAAUAUUUACGCAGGAGCCAAAUUGUUUUAUGAAGAUAAAGGCCUUAGCAGGUUUACAACAUAUCAGUACAGGCUUCUGGUACACAAUGAUGUGGGAUUCACCUCUGGGAAAGAGGUCAAUGGCACAACACUGGCUGGAGUUCCUGUAAAGCCAAGCACUCUGGAAGCCCAGACAUUGAAUCAUACUGCUAUAGAAGUUAACUGGAGUCAACCAACACUACAGGACAUGCAAGGUGACGUGGACUUCUACACACUCUUCAUUAACUCUUCACACUCCAACCGCUCUGUCACAUUUCCGCCUGAUAUCAACUCUGCAGUGAUUGAAGAGUUGCAACCCAAUACGCAGUACAAGCUCUGUAUCCAAGUCUUCAAUGGGGUUCACACAAUCAACAGUCAGGAGGUCUUUAUCACCACUUCUGAUGGAGAACCAGAGGGGGUUUUCCCUCCUGAGGUGGUUACCAUCAACAGCACAGCUGUUCGGAUAAUCUGGACUGCUCCCUUGAAGUCGAAUGGUGUGGUGACAGAGUAUAAUGUGUACAUCGACAACAAGCAGUACAAGACUGGCAUGGACUUACCUGGAACAUUUGUACUUGGGGACCUCUUGCCUUUCACCGUAUAUACCAUACAGGUGGAGGUGUGUACUGUCUAUGCCUGUGUGAAAAGCAAUGGAACACAGAUAACCACAGUGGAAGAUGAACCUGAUGAAAUGGCAGUACCGUACAUACAGACCAUUAGUUCAAGAUCUCUCCAGGUGGACUGGACAUCACCAGGACGACCCAACGGCAUCAUCCUGGGUUACGAAGUGAGGAGGAGGAAAGUGCAAUCCUGUGAACAGUCACUGAUGGUGCAAGCAGCACAAAAUGGAAGGCAGUGCUUAUAUGUAGAAUGCCUAAUAAAUGAAAACAUAUGUGGGAGCUUGUGCUAUCAGCCAGAGAAUCAGGUCUGCUGCAGUGGAGUUGUAUACAACAGUAAAGCUGGCUAUCAGUGUUGCAAAGACAAAUACAUCCCAGCUGCAAACAGUUUCUCAACAGUGUGCUGUGGUGGUCAUCUGUUUACGCCCCAACCUCACUAUCAGUGCUGUGGAAGAUAUUAUGUUAAGGUUUUACCAGGGGAGGUGUGCUGUCCUGAUGAAGACCAAGUCCGUGUUUCCAUUGGGAUGGGGAACUUUUGCUGUGGUGGGAAACCCUAUGACUCAACAGGCAGCCAGAUCUGCUGUGCAGAAACCCUCCAUGAUGGCUUUCACAAGCAGUGCUGUGGGGAACAGAUUGUAAGCAGGGACCUUCUCUGCUGUGGGAAUGAAAAGAAAGGAACCGUGCACAAAACUUCCCAAGGCAUGUCAUGUUGUGGAGAAGAAUACAUAAACACAUCAAAUACUAUAUGCUGCACUGGCCAUGGUGGGGUAUCCAGACCUCACCCAAAGGGAAAUGAAACAGUUUCAGUGAAGUGCUGCGGAACCGAAGUUAUAGAAUCUGCAGAAGAAUGCUGUGGUGGAGUGGGGUAUAAUCCCUUGAAGUAUGUUUGUGCUGACAAGCCUUCACCUGGCAUACAUUUAAAGCAGCAGGAUUGCAGACCAAGUAUGGUAUGCCCCCUCACCAUGGCUUCUGGGGCAUUCUGUGGCAAAUGUAACUUCAACCCUGCAGUGUCCAUCUGCACUUGGGUGACAGGGUUACCCUCAGCCUCCCCUACUGAAAAACUGGUGGGAACACAAUGUCCCUCACCAGAGGAGCUGGUCUAUACUGGACACCCAAACAGAUACAUGUACACAGACACUGACUUGGAGCCUUACACCACAUAUGAGUACAGAGUGGCUGCUUGGAACAGUUUCGGCUGGGGAUUCAGUCAUUUCAGCAACGCAACUACUGAACAAGAUGUGCCUCAGGGAGUGAGUCCACCUAAAUGGAGCAAAGUGGAUGAUCGUGAAGACAUCAUACGUCUGGACUGGGAGCCUCCUGCACAUCCACACGGUCUUAUCAGUCAUUAUUUCAUUCUCCGAGAUGGGAAUGCGCGAUACCGAGGGACAGAUCGCACCUUUACUGAUGUAAGCGGCAUUCGUCCUUAUCAGGAGUACGUAUAUCAGCUUCAGGCUUGCACUGUUAAAGGCUGUACAGACAGCAGGAAGGUAGUUGCCGUGACUGUCCAGGGAGUUCCAGAGAAUGUCCAUCCGCCGACAGUCACAGCCCUUGGCCCCCGGGCUCUGCAGCUGAGCUGGAGUGUGCCUGCAAAACCAAACGGCAUCAUCAGAGAGUACCACAUCAAUCAGACUGGCAGGGGGCUUAUCUACACAGAUAGCGCUGGUAACAUGCGUCACAUUGUAACAGGUCUCAAGCCCCAUACUAACUACAGCUUCAUGGUAAUUGCCUGCACUUCAGCUGGAUGCAGUGCAAGUCAGCCAUCUAUAGGCAGGACUCUGCAAGCUGGUCCUGAAGGUGUGUGGGCAAGGCCACGGCAUGUGAUUGUAAGUUCUGUCACCGUGGAGCUGUACUGGAGUGAGCCACUGGAGCCCAAUGGGAUUGUAUCUCAGUACCGACUGAUUCGCGAUGGCAUGCCCAUUUUCUCUGGCGACAAAGGAAACCUGAACUACACAGACUCUGGCCUUCAGCCCAACACCAGGUAUGUGUACCAGCUGGAAGCGAGCACAGGGGGAGGGAGUAACGUGAGUGACAAAUAUGUGAUUCAGACCCCUGUGUCAUCUCCUGAGAGGAUUCCAGAUCCAUAUAAUGUCACCGUUAUCGGACCUCGCUCAGUCUUUGUCGCCUGGACACCCCCAGGUAAAUAUAACAGCAGCAUACCAAUACAGUACAAUGUUCUUUUUAACAUUGGAACUGACCAAGCAUUGAUCAGAGCAGCAGGGCAAGACCAGUUCCUGUUAGCUGAAGGACUCUGUCCAUUCACAGAAUAUGAAAUACGUAUCCAGGCUUGCCAGACAGAUGGAUGUGGUGUUGGUAGAAAAGCCCAUGUAAGAACAUCUGAAGCCUCUCCAGAAGAUCAAGAUGUACCCAUUGUAACAGCGUCCGGUUCCUCUGUUAUCGAGGUGAAAUGGCAGCCACCAAGAAAACCCAAUGGAGUCAUCACAGCCUACCUCAUCCACAGGCGACCUGUUGGCACUCAAGAGGAGCUCCUUGUCUUUAUCUGGUUAGAGGGUGCUCUGGAGUUCAUUGAUGCCUCUGAUAUCCUCCGGCCCUAUACCAAAUAUGAAUACCGAGUCAGAGCUCACAACAGCCAGGGGUUCGUGGACAGCCUGUGGUCUUCCACACAAACCCUAGAGGCAGAGCCUGAGGAACUGGCCACUCCGAUAGUUCAGCCCACUAGUGCCUACUCUGUACUGGUCCAGUGGACAAAGCCUGCAUCUCCUAAUGGCAUUAUUGCACAGUACAGGGUGGUCUAUCAGGAACUAAGAAGUGACCCUACUUUCAACUCCUCCUUAGUCACAGCUGUAUCUGUUCCGGGAACAAGUCAAGAAGUUCAUGUCUUUGGGUUGGAGCCCUACACAACAUACAACCUACAUGUAGUUGCUGUGAACAGUGCUGGGACAGUUUCGAGCCCAUGGACAUCAAUUCGCACUCUGGAAGCAUCUCCUAGUGGGCUCAGCAAUUUCACCUUGGAGAAAACAGAAAAUGGAAGAGCACUUUUGCUGAGAUGGUCUGAACCUUUAAAACCCAAUGGUAUAAUCAAGACCUACAAUAUUUUCAAUGACAACAACCUGGAAUUCAGCGGUUUGUCUCGGCAGUUUCUUUUCAGGAGACUUGAGCCCUACACAGUCUACACUUUAGUUUUGGAGGCCUGCACAGAAGUUGGCUGUUCUAGAUCAGUUCAGCAGCCAAUCAGAACAGAAGAAGCUCUGCCCUCUUCCCAGCCUGCACCUGUGACCCAGUCCAUUAAAGCCCAAAGCAUUGAGCUAACGUGGACAAAACCUUCCCAACCAAAUGGGAAAAUAUCUAAAUAUGAGGUCAUCUACAGAACUGCUAGGGGCGGCAGGCACAUCAGCAUGGAGGAAAUCCCUCUUGAAGGGAAUGUCUUGUUUACCGAAAAUAACACAGACAAUGAUACUUUUUUCUACAAUGUCACAAAUUUAACACCUUGGACAAAGUAUGAGUUCAGAGUGCGAGUCUGGAAUUCAGCUGGCUACACAGACAGUCCAUGGCUAAUGGUGGAGACUAAACAGGCUCCUCCAAAAGGCCUUGCUGCUCCAACCAUCAGAUAUGUGGAAAGGAAUCCUCAUAAGCUAUUUGUUUCAUGGGCCCUUCCAGAAGAAGUCAAUGGGAUCCUGCAAUUUUACAGAAUACAGAAAGGUGAUUUUGUUUAUCCUUUCAGUUUUGAUGCCACUGUAUUCAACUACACAGAUGAAGGCCUCUUACCCUAUACUUUGUACAGCUAUGCAAUUAUUGCAUGUACUAUGGAAGGGUGUACUACCAGCCCACCAACUAAGAUCAUAACAUUAGAGGCAAGUCCUACAGCUGUAGAUCCACCUUUAAUGACCAACAUUACUUCAACGCAAAUUAAUAGCUCAUGGACCGCACCAAAGGUUCAGAAUGGAGAAAUAACUAAAUACACACUACUAAUAAAUGGAGAAGAACAUUACAGUGGGAAGAAGCAAUACAGUUUGAUUACUGGUUUAGAACCCUACACCAACUACGAGUUCAUCUUAAUUGCAUGUACAAAUGGUGGUUGUACCUCUAGUUCACCAAAGUCCUCUUAUACAAAGGAAGCACCACCUUCCAACAUGAGAAUUCCCACACUGAAGGUGACAGGGUCAGAGUCUGUAGAAAUCACCUGGAAAGAUCCUCUACAUGCCAAUGGAGUGAUUAAGAGUUAUGAGUUAAGAAGGAAUGGUGUUCUCAUCUAUGCAGGACUGGACACUGAGUAUCAUGACUUCAGCUUGCUGCCAAGUAUUGAAUAUAGCUAUACUGUGACUGCAAGCAAUAGUCAGGGAAGCACAACCAGCCCUGUCGCUAAGGCAAGGACAAAUCCAUCAGCCCCUUCUGGUGUUGCUCCCCCAAAACUGCGUGCUUCAAGCUCCAGUGAUGUUCUAGUGAUGUGGGAUCCUCCAGCUAGAGCCAAUGGGGAAAUAUUAAACUAUACCAUUUUCAAACGGGAUCCAGGAGAGACCAACAUCAAAAGCAUUGUCUUUCCUCCCAACCAUAGUGCCUACUUUAGCCGGUCCUUCCCUCUAUCAAGCCUGAAGCCAUACUACAGGUAUGAAGUAAGAGUAGAGGCUUGUACCCUACUGGGCUGUGCUUCAAGUGACUGGGCUUUAGUCCAGACAUUGGAAGCUCCACCUGCAAAUCAACCUGCACCAAAAAUUGAACUCCAGGAAGCCUCAGAUGGGAUGCAGACUGGCUUUUUGAUAACAUGGACUAUGCCCACACAACCCAAUGGAAGGAUUCUCCACUUUGAGCUGUACAGAAGAAAUUUCCUCAUUAUGGAUACCACCUCAGCUGCAGUCCUGGUUUACAAAAACACAACAAUGUCAUUCAAAGAUGAAAACUUGCGCCCAUUCACGGAGUAUGAUUAUCAGGUGUGGGCAGUGAAUUCUGCAGGACAAGUUGCCAGCUCCUGGAGCCGUGGCCGAACAGGUCCAGCACCUCCCGAAGGACUUCAUCCCCCAACCUUUCUCCAGGUGCAGGCUACCUCUGCUGUAGUCAACAUCAGCCUCCCCACCAAGCCAAAUGGUAUCAUCAGCCUCUACAGAGUCUUUGCAAACAACAGGGAUUCCCACCUCUUGCUGUCCGAAGGAACAUCAAGACAGCAAACUAUUCAUGGGCUCCAGCCCUUUACUACCUACUCUGUGGGAGUGGAGGCCUGCACCUGCUUCCACUGCUGCACCAGAGGGCCACUAACCCAGCUAGUCACCCUGCCGUCUUCCCCCUCCAAUCAACCUGCACCCCACAUCCACAGAGUCACAUCCAGAUCUGCCAGUGUGGAGUGGCAGGAUCCCCUCUCUCCAAAUGGCAUUAUUGAGAGCUGUGAGCUUCAUAUCCACACUGCUUGUCCUCAGCCAGUGCAGCCAGUCCUGACUCCCUGUACCCCAUCGCUGAGUGAAAUGAAGUACUUUGGAAAGGAGCAGAGUUACAAUAUAAGUGACUUACAACCAUACACCACCUACAAUCUCAGAAUCAUCUGCUUCAAUUCUGUAGGGAGCACAGCCUCUAAGUGGAUAUCCUUUACUACUCAAAAAGAGCAACCAAGGUACAGAGCUCCAUUCAUUAUCAUCAGCAAUCUGACAACCGUGUACCUCGACUGGAGUCACUCCUUUAUUCUGAAUGGGCAACUCCAGGACUAUGUUCUAACAGAGAAUGGCAUUCGUCUCUACAGUGGUUUUCACAGCACUUUGUAUAUUCCCAGAACCUCUGACAAAACCUUUGUGUUUCAGGUUACAUGUACCACUGAUGUGGGUAGUAUCAGUACUCCCAUUAUUAAGUACAACACGGCUACAGGCAUUGGUCCAGUGGACCCCACAGCUGGGGGGAAAACAGGAAUGCAGGACUCUGAUUCAAAGUUCUAUACUGAGCUGUGGUUCAUCAUCUUGAUGGCCAUGCUUGGCCUCAUUCUACUGGCCAUCUUCCUGGCCCUGCUGCUGCAGAGGGCUCUCCACAAGCCCCCAUUUGCCAGGGAGAGACCACCACUAGUACCUAUUCAGAAGAGGACUUCUACGUCUGUCUACCCACCCAAUGACACCUACAUGCAGAAAACCUCUUUCUCUGAAAAUGCCUCUAAUCCAAUUUCCAGUGCAGCUCCUUCUGCAUCUCCUCACCAAACACAACAGUGUGCAGAGAUGUUUGAUACUGUUCCGGAUACAUCUGAUUCCACCAGCAGUGUCACUCUUAAAAGCUUUACAAUGCAUUUAGAGGGGCUGGCAGAUACAAAAAUACCUGGAACAGGAUCACAUAUCCUCAACCACAGUAAUCAGAACAUGUCUGUUCUUCGAGUGCCAAGCCAAACUCAGCUGAGCCGUGUGUACUCUCAGAAUUCCCUGCAUCGCAGCGUCAGUCAGCUGAUUGACAUCCACGAUAAGAAGUCUCUGAUUGAGGACUCAGUCUGGGAUACGAUAUUACAUGGCCAUGACAGUGGAAUGUUUGUCGAAGAUGAAGAGUUUACUGACACUAUAAAAGGCUUCAGCACAGUGAGAAAGGAGCACACUAUGUUUACAGAUACUCAUUUGUAAUAGACUGAAGAAAUGAUUCAACACAUCUAGUGGUUUAAGUAAUCUACAAAUUGCUAGAAGCAAACCAUUAUGUACCAAAUUGAGCUUACACUGAAGCUUACAUUGAGUUUUAAGUGAUUUUCAAUUCAUUGUGCAGUGUAAGCAGCUUUCCUUUCUUGGGUGUAUACAUUUCAGUUUAUCCUUUCCAAUGCUUUAUGGAUUGUAUGAAGGCUCAUAAAACAAGAUGACAUAUUUAAGAGCUUUAAAACAACAAAUUAUGCUUGUAACCCUAACAGCUUGAAGAAAUAUUGUGAUUUAUGAACUGUAGGUGUUGCACAUAUUUUCAACAGAGCACAAAGCUUAAAGUUGUACAUUUGGAAAAGAAUGAAAUUAAUAAGUGACUGGACAGGGGUACUUCAAGUUGUAUGACUGAAUUGAAUAUACAGCAUUUGUAAGAAGUACUGUUUUCUGAAUGCAUUAAAAUAUGCCUUAAAUAAUUCUGUACUUCAAAGAACCAGAGAAUAAGAUCAAAUACAUAUGGUUCAUGAAGCCUGUUAUUUUAAUUGAGUAAAGGAGUUUAAUUUCAGGUGAUGGAAUUCAGCCAACAAACUUAGAAUUCACCUGAGAGAAUCAUUCAUCUGAGGGAAUCAACUAUUUAACUGUUUUAAUUGCUUCCCAUUAGAAAAUGUGAAAGGUCCUAAUUCACAAAAUGGAAACAUGACAGGUAUCCACCUCAUCCCUUCUCCCACUGCGACCCUAUUCAGAAAUGGUGUCUGGGAGGUAAACACUGCCAUUCACUGACAGUCAACAGUCACUACAGUAACACCUGAUGUUUGAGAGAACUUCAAUCCUUUAUUAACAAGGAAUAAUAAUCCUUGUUUAGGAUGACCUGCCUAAUGAUAAAUGCCUCCAAAAUCUAAUGCCAUAGACAAAUACCACUGUAAAAAUAGUUAAUAUUUAGUGAUACAUAUCUUGUGCAUUCUUGAUUUCUUUCUUUAAAAACACCCCAAAAGUAUGUCAAGCUCCUGGACACAUAUGUGUAUGUUUCUUCAUAGUAUACUAACCAUUGUGAAUGAAUAAACUUGUACUAUGUAUUAGUCUAAGAUGAAAUAUGUAUCCAAAUAGCAAGUGCUAGCAUUCUAGUAUCUUUAAAGUGAUGACUCUAUUCCAAAUAUGUUUAAGGCAGGUCUACUUUGCGUUUAUCCUUUUCAAUCUGCUCUGCUGCAGUGCUAUGAUACUAAUAAUCUGUUCAAAGGAGCUGGUUACUGAGAGUGAAUUGUGAGGGCCUUAUGUUGAAAAGCCCUGAUUUAUGUUAAUUUCAUAGAAACUCAAUGAGUCUGCAUCUGAGACUCAUCCAGGGAUUAAAAAAGCAUGGCCAAAGCAAUGCCUAAAACAAAGCUGGCUCAAAAAAGCAGAGCCCAACAGAAUUAAUGUACAUAACAAAUUAGGUGAAACAGAAAUACAGUACACUGCUCUGCGUGAAGGCAGGCUUGCUUGCAAAAAUCAGACAACCCAGCAUGGCAAUCCAGAACAACCACAAUUAACUAUUGUUCAAUUCUAAUUUAAUUAUUUAGUCCAAUCCAGACAUAAUAGUCUAAUUUUGUACACCAAAUGUAAUUCUGAUUUAAAGCCAUGAUUGAGCAAAUAUAUGUUAUGUUUUUUAAGUAAGAUGUGAAUUCAUACAUGUGCUAUUGAAACCAGCAUUUUCAGUCUAGUAUAUGUGAAAAAAGUGUUAGAAGCUGAAAAUGCUUACAAUUUUUUUAUCUUUACGGUGUUUAUCAAUGUGUAAAUGAACCCUAUCUUACAGUGAAACUCAAAGUAACAGCAGCAUAACACAUAAUGAAAAUUUCAUAUCAUAACCCUAAUCAUUAAGACCCAAAUAUGUCAAACAUUUUCACUCUAGAGGCUGAGAAUGAAAGUUGAUUAGGGAUAAAUGAAACUGUGCCUAUCAUAAUGAGCAAGAUGAAGCAUGUUUAUUAACAUUUUAAAUGAUUUUCUUAAACAGCCAACUCUUUAUUAUUAUUUGUAUAUACCAGUGUGCUACCUUUAUUGUUAUUUUGUAUUGUUCCAGUUUUCUCAACUUCAAAAAGUGUAUCAUCUCUUAAGAGUUUUGCUUCACUUACACCAUGUUGAAUGGAUUGAACAUAAACCUCUUCCUAUUGUGUUUAAAAAUAAAAUAGGUAUAGGUUAUGUUUUAAAGUUUGUUUGUUUUUUUUACAAAUGACAGUGUUACUUAGGGCAUAGAACUAAAAUACUGUAUUUAAAUUUAAAAGGCAUUUUGUUAAGCUUUUUCUGUUCCUAACCAAUGGGAAACUGUAAUAACUAUUAGCUGAAUGAAACACAAAUGUUAUCUAAUGCUUCCUAUACCAAUAUUCAAAUUAUUUCGGUUCUUUAGUUUUGAAGCUUCAUUUCUGAAAUUAUUAUAUUAAUAAGGUUUCCAGAAAACAAGAACCAUCCACUGAGUACAAUGGUGUGCUAAUGUGUAAGCUGAUGAGUAUGUUUUCAACCUUUUUUGAUAUCACGUGCAUUCUAUCAUUGCAAUUUUGACAUGUUGAUCUAGGGUCAGAUCUAUCAUUUUGGACAAAAAUGUUGUCACCAUAAAUAUAUAAGUUAAAUAUUUUUAUUUUGUUAUUUUUAGCAAAUGCACAUUGACGUGUAUACUUUAUGUUGUAAUACAUAGGUUUUUCAAUGAUUCAGUGCAAUUUUCAAAGCAAGAAGGGUAUGUGAACAAUUUAGUGCACUUAGCAUUUUAAAGAUGAUAUUCACAUUCAUAACUAACCAUGCACAGUACCUAAAUGCACAAGUAACCCAACAAUUAGGCUCUACAAUUUAAAACUAAAUCAAAUAAUACUCUUUAUAUUGGUUGAAUCUUCCAUCGAAAGACUUACCCAUUAUGUUGAACCGUCAAGAUGUAGACAGAAACUGAAAUGUUCAUGUUCCAGUACUGGAAAACUCAGAUUUAUUUUUCCAGUUUCAUUUCUAUUGCUUUGUAUUUUAAUCUUCUUGAAUAUUAACAUGGCAAACUGGGGAAUUCCCUGAAAGUCAGUAUUAUUUUAGCAUUAUCACCAAUGUGAAAGGUGUGGAUAAAAUUACUGUUUUGUGUUGGUUUUUUUUGCUUUAAAAUUUACUCUGCAUGUAAAGCCACAUUAAUUUGUCUGAAAAAUCAAUGUAGCCUGAUUUGUAUACUGUAUAGUGUUGGUCCUAACUAACCUACCUCCAUUAAUUAAUUAACUAAUUUUUCUUAGUAUUUUCUGUGUGAUGAAUGUAGUCUGAGACUAAGUUCAGGACCUUUCCAAGUUUACUUACCGUAUUCUGAAUGUUUAUGUUGUAAUGUUGUAUUGAAAUGUAUUAUUGUAUUUUUUUUUGUGACCAAUUCCUACUGUACAAUAUUGCUCAAUAGGAAUGUGUGAUAUUUGAUAAGGAAUAAAGCGGUAAAAAAGGU